AUGCAGAAGGCGCUGCGCCUGAACGACGGGCACGCCGUCUACCUGGGGCUGCUGGCCAAGAAGGACGGGGCCCGGCGGGGCUACCUCAGCAAGAGGAGCUCUGACAACACCAAAUGGCACCCCAAGUGGUUCGCCCUCCUCCAGAACAUGCUUUUCUACUUCGAGAAUGACUCCAGUUCCCGGCCAGCUGGCCUCUACCUGUUGGAAGGCUGCCUGUGCGACAGAGCACCUUCGCCCAAGCCCAAGGAUGCACUGGAGAAACAGCAUUAUUUUACGGUUAACUUCAAUCAUGAGAACCAGAAAACUCUGGAGCUGAGAACUGAGGAUGCCAAGGAUUGUGAUGAAUGGGUAGCAGCUAUCAGUCAUGCCAGUUAUGGGACUCUCGCCACAGAGCAUGAAGGCUUAAUGCAGAAGUACCUCCAUUUACUUCAGAUCGUGGAGACCGAAAAAACAGUUGCCAAGCAACUCAGGCAACAAAUUGAAGAUGGAGAAAUAGAGACAGAGCGCCUGAAAUCAGAGAUUGCCGCCUUACUUAAGGACCACGAGCGCAUCCAGGCCAACCAGGCCAACUUGCCAAACGAUGAUGACAUUGACAUCAAGAAGAUCAAGAAGGUCCAGAGUUUUCUCCGGGGGUGGCUGUGCAGAAGGAAGUGGAAGACCAUCAUCCAGGAUUACAUCCGCUCCCCUCACGCUGACAGCAUGCGGAAGAGGAACCAGGUGGUCUUCAGCAUGCUGGAAGCCGAAGCGGAGUAUGUGCAGCAGCUGCACAUCCUCGUCAACAACUUCCUGCGCCCGCUGAGGAUGGCAGCCAGUUCUAAGAAGCCCCCCAUCACCCAUGACGAUGUCAGCAGCAUCUUCCUGAACAGCGAAACCAUCAUGUUUUUACACCAGAUCUUCUACCAGGGCUUAAAAGCACGCAUCUCUAGUUGGCCAACCUUGGUGCUUGCGGACCUCUUCGACAUCCUCCUGCCGAUGCUCAACAUCUACCAGGAGUUCGUUCGGAACCACCAGUACAGCCUGCAGAUCCUGGCCCACUGCAAGCAGAACCGGGAUUUCGAUAAGCUCUUGAAGCAUUAUGAGGCCAAGCCCGACUGUGAGGAGCGGACCCUGGAGACCUUCCUGACCUACCCCAUGUUCCAGAUCCCCAGGUACAUCCUGACUCUGCACGAGCUGCUGGCCCACACGCCCCACGAGCACGUGGAGAGGAACAGCCUGGACUACGCCAAGUCCAAGUUGGAGGAGCUCUCCAGGAUAAUGCACGAUGAAGUCAGUGAAACAGAAAACAUUCGGAAGAAUUUGGCGAUCGAGCGGAUGAUUACGGAAGGCUGCGAAAUCCUCCUGGACACCAGCCAGACCUUCGUGAGACAAGGGUCCCUCAUCCAAGUGCCAAUGUCUGAGAAGGGGAAGGUGACGCGUGGACGGCUGGGCUCCCUGUCCCUGAGGAAGGAGGGGGAGAGGCAGUGCUUCCUCUUCUCCAAGCACCUGAUCAUUUGCACCCGGGGCUCCGGAGGAAAGCUGCACCUGACGAAGAAUGGCGGUGUGAUCUCACUCAUUGACUGCGCGCUGGUGGAAGAUACGGAAAGCACAGAUGAGGAACGAAAAGGAUCUGGGCAAGAUACGGAGCACCUUGACUUCAAGAUCGUGGUGGAACCUAAAGACACGGCACCGUACACCAUUAUCCUGGUGGCAUCAUCCAGGCAAGAAAAGGCUGCGUGGACCAGCGACAUCAGCCAGUGUGUAGACAACAUCCGAUGUAAUGGUCUGAUGAUGAACGCCUUCGAAGAAAAUUCGAAGGUGACUGUUCCGCAGAUGAUCAAGUCAGACACCAGCCUGUACUGUGACGACGUCGACAUUCGAUUCAGCAAGACCAUGAACUCCUGCAAAGUCCUCCAGAUCCGCUAUGCCAGCGUGGGGCGUCUGCUGGAAAGACUGACAGACCUGAGAUUCCUCAGCAUUGACUUUCUCAACACCUUCCUGCACUCGUACCGAGUCUUCACCACGGCUAUGACGGUGCUGGAUAAGCUGAUCACAAUCUACAAGAAACCGAUCAGUGCGAUUCCUGCUAGGUCCCUGGAGCUCUUGUUUGCCAGCAGCCAGAACACGAAACUCCUCUACGGAGAGGCCCCCAAGUCUCCACGCGCCAACCGGAAGUUUUCCUCCCCUCCCCCUCUGUCCAUCACCAAGUCAUCCUCACCAAGCCGGAGGAGGAAGCUGUCUUUGAACAUCCCCAUCAUCACGGGAGGGAAGGCCCUGGAGCUGGCCGCCCUGAGCUGCUCUCCCAACGGUUAUGCCAGCAUGUAUUCCUCCACCAUGUCGCCCUUCAGCAAAACCACCCUGGACAUCAACAAGCUCUACGUGUCCGGCAGCUACUCCAAUAAGAUCUCCGAUGAGGGAGAAGCGGGCCCCGAGAAGGCCGAGGAAGCGCUUCUGACCAAGACAGGCUCCGAGGAGUCUCCCCGAGAAGAUUCGGCCUUUGAGGCAGCCCCGAGUGAGGACGCAGACCCAGAGGCAUCGCCCACCAAGUCUCCCACAACCCCUAAGCUGGUCAGAGGCAAGAACUCCUCAGAGUUCCCUUUGUUCUCCUACAACAAUGGAGUGGUGAUGACCUCUUGCCGAGAGUUGGAGAACAGUCGCAGCAGUGCUCUCUCGGCCGCCUCUGCGUUUGCCAUUGCCACGGCCGGAGCCAAUGAGGGGACCCCAACCAAAGAGAAGUACCGCCGAAUGUCGUUGGCCAGCGCAGGCUUCCCUCCUGACCAGAGGAACAGCGACAAAGAGUUUGUGAUCAGGAGGGCAGCCACCAACCGGGUACUCAACGUCCUGAGGCACUGGGUCUCCAAGCAUGCCCAGGACUUUGAAACCAAGGAGGAGCUGAAGUAUAAAGUGAUCAGCUUCCUGGAGGAAGUGAUGCACGACCCAGAACUCCUGACCCAAGAGAGAAAAGCCGCCGGCAACAUCAUAAGGACCCUGACCCAGGAGGACCCCGGAGACAACCAGAUCACCCUGGAAGAGAUUCUGCAAAUGGCUGUGGGGGUCAAGGCAGAACCCUUCGAAAAUCACUCGGCUUUAGAAAUAGCUGAGCAGCUCACCUUACUGGAUCACCUGGUCUUCAAGACGAUACCCUAUGAGGAAUUCUUUGGACAAGGGUGGAUGAAGGUGGAAAAGAACGAGCGAACACCCUACAUCCUGAUGAACACAAAGCACUUCAAUGACAUCAGCAACCUGAUCGCCUCCGAGAUCCUCCGCAGUGAGGACAUGGCUGCCCGGGUGAGCACAGUCGAGAAGUGGGUGGCUGUGGCCGACAUUUGCCGCUGCCUGCACAACUACAACGCUGUUCUGGAGAUCACCUCGGCCUUCAACCGCAGUGCCAUCUUUCGCCUGAAGAAGACUUGGAUGAAGGUGUCAAAGCCGACCAAAGCGGUGAUUGAUAAGCUGCAACGGCUGGUGUCUUCGGAAGGACGGUUUAAAAACUUGAGGGAGGCUCUGAAGAAUUGUGACCCGCCUUGUGUCCCUUACCUGGGCAUGUACCUCACGGACCUGGCAUUCAUUGAAGAGGGCACCCCCAACUACACGGAGGAUGGCCUGGUGAACUUCUCCAAAAUGAGGAUGAUCUCCCACAUCAUCCGAGAGAUCCGGCAGUUUCAGCAGACGGCCUACAAGAUCGAGCAUCAGGCCAAGGUCACUCAGUACCUCCUAGACCAGUCGUUUGUGAUGGACGAAGAGGGUCUCUACGAUGCCUCUCUGAAGAUAGAGCCGAAGCUCCCCACCUAA
Messenger RNA from Notechis scutatus (mainland tiger snake), 3768 nucleotides. NCBI's taxonomy places the organism in Eukaryota, Metazoa, Chordata, Lepidosauria, Squamata, Elapidae. The record is from RefSeq and is a predicted model, not a curated record.